Messenger RNA from Penicilliopsis zonata CBS 506.65, 3462 nucleotides. RefSeq lists its product as hypothetical. Gene Ontology annotation, molecular function: ATP binding; hydrolase activity; 3'-5' DNA helicase activity. The record is from RefSeq and is a predicted model, not a curated record. Lineage: Eukaryota; Fungi; Ascomycota; Eurotiomycetes; Eurotiales; Aspergillaceae. Gene Ontology annotation, biological process: transcription initiation at RNA polymerase II promoter; nucleotide-excision repair. The transcript has 6 exons. Gene Ontology annotation, cellular component: nucleotide-excision repair factor 3 complex; transcription preinitiation complex; transcription factor TFIIH holo complex. The coding region runs from base 1 to 3462 and encodes 1153 amino acids.
AUGGCCUAUACGCUCUCUGCCCAGAUCAUUCGCCCUGCCGUGCGUCGCUUCUCUGCCCACCGUCCUCAGCCCAACACUCGCACUUCGCGCUUCGUGACCAUGUCAUGUCUGGUCUCAGCCGUCGUGCUACCCUUCAUCCCUCCUGCCAUCGAGAGCUCGCGCGCCAAGAGCAAUCCCAAUUACUACAAGAAUAUACACGAACCAAAGGCUCGACCUGAUAUCGCUUCCCCCCCCACCCCCUCAGUGAUCGCCUCAACUAAGACGGUUUCCUCGCCGUGGUCGGAACGGCUCUGUAGCUUCAUAUUUCCCCUUCUCUUCAACCCGUUCCUCCUCCGUCAUCGGCUCAUGUCGAGUCGGGGCGGGAUCGUGGCCUGCCUCCGCACUCGGAGAGGCAACGUCGUCCGUGGCGCUCUGGAAGCGCGUCAUGUUCGCUCUCUGAAGACUUGGCGACUCGGACGGCGUCGGGGUUGGCGGCGGAAUGGCGGACUGGCGACGGUGCUCGGCUUCCAUCGCUGCCAGCUGCGACUUGCGUUUUAUCUCUGCUUCGAAUCGGGAGGCGCGGUCUGCGUUGAUGGAUUUCUUUGCGAAGUAACUCACCGACGCAAAGAGCGCCCCAUCCAAUCCUUCGCUGGGUUAGCAACAAGCUCCUAUAGACCGGGAAGAAUUCCGCUCACCAGGUUGAUCGAAUCUACCGCCGAACCAAUUGCGGUCGGAAACUGCCGGCUUUCGGCUGAUUAUGUCAGUGAUUAUGUCAGUAAUUAUCCACCAACGGCUAGGAACCAGCUAAGGCUUCUCGAGGCUACCGACUUUGCUCCGCGAAACAGAAAGCUACUGUAUCGUUUGCUGGACAAACCGCUUCUGCUUCGCCUCCCUUCGAAACAUCUCGAACUGUUGAACCUACAACCCAUCAUGCCUCCGAAACGGAAGGCGACUGACAGUGGUCGGUCCAGUAGAGCGUCGAAGCGCGCCACGCCUGUUCCAGACAUCGACAGUAGCGACGAAUACUCGGACUAUGAGGAGGAUGUGAAAGGGAACAAUCUUAAAGGUAGCUUCAGUAAUUUUUUGAAAAGAAAAGAAAGAAAUGCAAAGAAGAAGGAAAGAAAGAAAGAAAAAAAGGUUUCGCUGGCUGACCCUAGUCAAGACGUCGUGGAGAAGUUCUCGCUCGAGUCUUUCAGCAGGAGCAAAAAGACCAGCCUUCAAAGAGAAGACCCUAAUUUCGGAUAUAAGGAUUUCUCGUCGCUCCCGCUCAAACCAGAUCAUGCCAACCGCCCGCUCUGGAUCGAUCCGUUGAAAGGCACAAUCACCUUGGAGAGUUUCUCGCCGCUGGCGUCGCAGGCACAGGACUUUUUAACUACAAUCGCCGAGCCUCUCUCACGGCCGACGCACCUCCACGAAUACCGAUUGACGGGAAACAGUCUGUAUGCGGCCGUGUCUGUGGGAUUACAGCCAUCCGAUAUCAUCAGCUUCCUGGAUCGGUUAUCGAAAACACCACUCCCCGAUACCAUCAAGUCCUUCAUCAUCGAUUUCACAAAGUCUUAUGGCAAGAUCAAGGUGGUGUUGAAACAUAACCGUUUUUUUGUCGAAAGCACAGACCCGAGCAUGUUGCAGAUGCUUCUUCAGGAUGAGGUCAUCGGGCCCCAGAGGCUACAAGGCACCGAGGGGAUUAUCCAGCAGGCCGCGCCUAAGAUGGGAGGCCUGGUCAUCCCCGGAACCAAAGAUGCUGCGGGAGUAAAACAAACAUCGGACGAGAAGGCGCCGGAAAAGGGCGCCAAGGAAGAUGAUAUCCUCAUGACUCUGCGAGAGGAUGAUGAUGACGACGACCAGGCUCAGGUGCACAGCUUUGAGAUCCCGAACGAUGCGGUAGAAGCGGUGAAGGCACGCUGUCAGUCCAUGGGCUGCCCUGCGCUGGAGGAAUACGAUUUCCGAAACGAUGAGAUUAAUCCUACUCUGGAUAUCGACCUCAAGCCGAAUGCGAGGAUCAGAACUUACCAAGAGAAGAGUUUGAGCAAGAUGUUCGGUAACGGCAGAGCGAAGAGUGGGAUUAUCGUUCUACCCUGUGGUGCAGGCAAGACCCUGGUUGGCAUCACCGCCGCCUGCACCAUCAAGAAAGGAACCAUGGUUCUGUGCACGAGCUCCAUGUCUGUCGUGCAGUGGAGAAACGAGUUCCUGCGAUGGUCCAACAUCGAUCCGGGAGACAUUGCCAUCUUCACAUCCGACAACAAGGAGAAGUUCCGCCGAUCGACCGGUAUCAUUGUCUCGACGUACUCGAUGGUCUCCCAGACCCGGGCGCGAUCGCACGACGCCCAGAAGAUGAUGGAUUGGAUCCAAUCGCGUGAGUGGGGUCUCAUGAUCUUGGACGAGGUGCACGUCGUGCCGGCCUCGAUGUUCCGAAAGGUCACAUCCGCCAUCGCUACCCAGAGCAAGCUUGGUUUGACGGCCACUCUGCUGCGUGAGGACGACAAGAUCAAGGAUCUGAAUUUCCUGAUUGGCCCUAAGCUCUAUGAGGCCAACUGGAUGGAGCUGGCUGAGCAGGGUCACAUCGCCAAGGUGCAGUGCGCGGAGGUCUGGUGUCCGAUGACCACCGAGUUCUACUCCGAGUACAUGCGCGAAAAGUCCCGCAAGGCAGCGCUGCUGUACAUCAUGAACCCGAGAAAGUUCCAGGCGUGUCAGUUCCUCAUCGACUACCAUGAAAAGCGCGGGGACAAGAUCAUUGUCUUCUCGGACAAUGUCUAUGCACUCGAGCGUUACGCCCUCAAGCUGAACAAGGCGUACAUCUACGGAGGAACGCCCCAGAACGAGCGAAUGCGGAUUCUAGAGAACUUUCAACACAACGAGCAGGUGAACACCAUCUUCCUCUCCAAGAUCGGCGAUACCUCUCUGGAUCUGCCCGAGGCCACCUGUCUAAUCCAGAUCUCCUCGCACUACGGUUCUCGUCGUCAGGAGGCCCAGCGGCUGGGUCGAAUUCUGCGAGCGAAACGCCGUAACGACGAAGGGUUCAACGCAUUUUUUUACUCCUUGGUGUCCAAGGAUACAGACGAGAUGUACUAUUCCUCAAAACGACAGGCCUUUCUAGUCGACCAAGGCUAUGCCUUCAAGGUGAUCACCCACCUGCAGGGGAUCGAGAACCUCGACGGACUCGCCUACGCGACACCCGCCGAACGCCGUGAGCUCCUGCAGGAGGUCAUGCUGCAGAACGAGACCUCGGCGGAUGUGGAGAAUGUCACGGACGACCUCUUUAGCGACCGCUCCGGCGGGUUCAAGGGCAAGGCGGGCGGCCGCGGGGCAGUCAAACGCAGCGCAGCCACGCUGAGCGGCCUGGCGGGCGGCGAGGAUAUGGCCUACAUCGAAUACAACAAGAGUCGCAACAGACAGCUCAAGGAGAAGGUCAACCACCACCCGCUGUUCCGCAAGCUGGAGCGCGAGCGCCAGCGACGCAAGAAGGAGAUGCAGGAAUUCCAUUAG